CAGCGGAUCACCGAUCAACGGAAAGAGCCGAAGACGUCGGCUCUGUUAUGUGAUCAGCUGUGUCCAACCACAGCUGAUCGCAUGCAAAUAAGGAAAUGCCGGUUAUCGAUGGGACAUGUAGACUGAUCAUCAGGGCACUGAUGAUCAGUGUGCCCUGAUGAUCAGUGUAGCCCCAUCAGUGCCACCUGUCAUUGCCCAUCAAUGCCAUCUGGCAGUGCCCAAUGCCACCUGCCAGUGCCAAUCACUGCCACAUAUCAGUGCCUACCAGUGCACAUCAGUUACACAUAUCAGUGCCCAUCUGAGCUGCCUUUCAGUGCCACCUAUCAAUGCCAGUCAGUGCCACCUAUCAGUG
This is a messenger RNA of Staurois parvus, 352 nucleotides long. The record is from the annotation of a GenBank genome assembly. Lineage: Eukaryota; Metazoa; Chordata; Amphibia; Anura; Ranidae.